AUGGGGAUGAAAAAGAAUGGGCUAGUGAGGAAACUACAAAAGAGUCUUCAACUAGGGAAGAAAUUUUCCACGGACGAUCUGCCCGAAAGGGACGUGCCGGAGGACGUGAAGCAAGGGCAUUUCGCGGUCAUUGCGACGGACGAAGAUGAGCUCAAGAGAUUUGUAGUUCCAUUGAGUUGCUUAACGCACACUUUAUUCUUGAGGCUAUUGGAACAAGCUGCUGAGGAAUAUGGUUUUGAUCAUGAAGGUGCACUUACACUACCAUGUAGCCCAUGUGAGAUGGAGAGAAUUUUGGCCCUGAUAUAUACGACUGCUUAG
This is a messenger RNA of Lycium barbarum (goji berry), 318 nucleotides long. Its product is annotated as auxin-responsive protein SAUR50-like. The coding region runs from base 1 to 318 and encodes 105 amino acids. Gene Ontology annotation, biological process: response to auxin. NCBI's taxonomy places the organism in Eukaryota, Viridiplantae, Streptophyta, Magnoliopsida, Solanales, Solanaceae. The transcript has a single exon. The record is from RefSeq and is a predicted model, not a curated record.